Messenger RNA from Pochonia chlamydosporia 170, 186 nucleotides. RefSeq lists its product as hypothetical. The coding region runs from base 1 to 186 and encodes 61 amino acids. The record is from RefSeq and is a predicted model, not a curated record. NCBI's taxonomy places the organism in Eukaryota, Fungi, Ascomycota, Sordariomycetes, Hypocreales, Clavicipitaceae. The transcript has a single exon.
AUGCAUGCUUUCUUGGAGAGUUCUAAGUGGUUCAUCGCUAUUCUCAACCGCAUGAUAGCUAAUAGUGAAUCCAGGGAUUUGAUCUUCAACGAUAACCUAUGCCACGGAAUAGCUCUAUUCCUAUCCGACCGCAGGCAGAGAACGAGUGGCACAUGUCUAGAAACAGUUGUAAUAUCCGCUGGAUAA